Messenger RNA from Acanthosepion pharaonis, 1587 nucleotides. The record is from the annotation of a GenBank genome assembly. Lineage: Eukaryota; Metazoa; Mollusca; Cephalopoda; Sepiida; Sepiidae.
AUGGGGAUCAAGUUUCUCGAGUUUGUGAAGCCUUUUUGUGCAGUAUUGCCAGAAAUCUCUAAACCGGACAGAAAAAUCCAGUUUCGAGAGAAGGUGCUAUGGACUGCAAUCACACUUUUCAUUUUCCUUGUUUGUUGUCAGAUUCCUCUUUUUGGAAUCAUGUCUUCAGACUCUGCCGAUCCAUUUUACUGGAUCCGUGUAAUCCUUGCCUCCAACAGAGGAACCCUAAUGGAAUUGGGUAUCUCUCCAAUUGUGACUUCUGGUCUCAUUAUGCAGUUGUUGGCUGGUGCUAAAAUUAUUGAAGUUGGUGACACUCCCAAAGACCGAGCACUUUUCAAUGGGGCCCAAAAACGUAAAAAUGCCAGUGCUACUGCGUCUGCCAGAGCUUUAGAAAGUCCUGUGCAGACCGUCAAUCGUCGUUUGAGGAAUUCCAGAUCUACUGCGUCUGCCAGAGCUUCAGAAAGCCCUGGGGUACGGCGAGCACGACCCGACAAUAAGGGCCAAAUCACAAGGACAGAUGCCCAGCGUCGCAGUUUUUUUGGUAUGAUUAUCACCAUUGGUCAAGCUAUUGUGUAUGUGAUGACUGGAAUGUAUGGAGACCCUGCAGAAAUUGGACCAGGUGUUUGCUUGCUUAUUAUCAUCCAAUUGUUUGUGGCUGGGUUGAUUGUCCUUCUCCUUGAUGAGUUGUUGCAAAAAGGCUAUGGACUUGGUUCUGGAAUUUCUCUCUUCAUUGCCACCAAUAUUUGUGAAACAAUUGUGUGGAAGGCAUUCAGUCCUGCAACUGUCAACACUGGCAGAGGCACAGAAUUUGAAGGUGCUAUUAUUGCUCUUUUCCACUUAUUGGCAACCCGGAAUGACAAAGUCAGGGCUUUGCGUGAAGCUUUCUACCGACAAAACUUACCAAACUUGACCAACUUGAUGGCCACUGUUUUUGUGGGAUUCCGUGUAGACCUGCCAAUCAAAUCUGCCCGUUACAGAGGACAAUACAGCUCUUACCCUAUCAAAUUAUUCUACACUUCCAACAUCCCCAUCAUCCUUCAAAGUGCACUGGUAUCCAAUUUAUACUUCAUUUCUCAGAUGUUGGCCAAUAAAUUCCAUGGAAAUAUCUUUGUAAAUCUUUUGGGAGUUUGGACCAGUGAAGGUGGUGGACCAGCCCGAUCUUAUCCCACUGGUGGUUUGUGCUACUACCUUUCACCCCCAGACACACUGACACAUGUUGUAGAAGAUCCAAUCCAUGCUAUGGUCUACAUCUUCUUUAUGUUGGGUUCUUGUGCUUUUUUCUCAAAAACUUGGAUUGAAGUAUCAGGAUCCAGUGCCAAAGAUGUUGCCAAACAAUUGAAAGAGCAACAAAUGGUGAUGAGGGGACACAGAGAGAAAUCUAUGAUUCAUGAAUUGAACCGUUACAUCCCAACUGCUGCUGCCUUUGGAGGUUUGUGUAUAGGAGCCUUGUCCGUUUUGGCUGACUUCUUAGGUGCCAUUGGCAGUGGAACGGGUAUCCUGCUGGCUGUAACCAUCAUCUACCAAUAUUUUGAGAUUUUUGUAAAAGAACAGAGUGAAAUGGGUGGCAUGAGCACUCUUCUAUUCUAG